UUCAUCAUGGCUAACACCGUUGAUCACAUUCCUACCAUCAAACUGAAGGAUGGCCUCUCAAUACCAAUUCUUGGGUAUGGAACCGGAACAGCCUGGUACAAGACCCCAGGCGAUACCUCGAUCAACCGUGAAUUGGUCGAAUCAACCAAGAGUGCCGUCAAGUUAGGAUAUAAUCACCUCGAUGGUGCCGAGUCCUACAAUACAGAAGAAGAAUUAGGCCUCGCAAUUGAGGAGAGCCAGCGUCCUCGGGAUAGCUUGUUCAUCACCACGAAAGUCUAUCCCAGCAUUGCUGAUAUUCCCGGUGCCAUCGAUGCGAGCUUGAAAAAGCUUCGACUUGAUUAUGUUGAUCUAUUCUUAAUCCAUGCUCCUUUCUACGCCACCUCCGAAGAUGAGCUGCAGGCCUCUUGGGCAGCCAUGGAGCAAGUCAAAGCCUCAGGAAAGGCCCGCGCAAUUGGAGUAUCCAACUUCCUGCAGAGUCACCUCGAGACUAUUCUCAAGACAGCCAAAGUUACUCCUGCAGUAAACCAGAUUGAGUUCCACCCAUACCUCCAGCAUGGAGACUUGCUGUCUUUCCACGAAAGCAAGGGAAUCCAAACAGCUGGAUAUAGUGGACUCAGCCCAACGACUCGGGCUCGUGGUGGACCCCUUGAUCCAUUGCUGUCUUCUCUCGCCUUCAAGUAUGGCGUGAACGAGUCUGAGAUCUUGCUGCGUUGGUCUUUAGACUGUGGCUGUGUGGCGAUCACUACAAGCAGUAAUGAAGCUCGCCUGGGUGGUUAUAUGCGCUGCUUGACCUUUAAGCUUACUCCUGAAGAGGUAAAGGAGAUUUCUGAGUUGGGUCAGCAGCAUCACUUCCGUGCGUUUUGGAAGGAUAAGUUUGCGGAGGAUGAUCGUUCAUGA
Penicillium malachiteum is the source of this 897-nucleotide messenger RNA. Its product is annotated as aldo/keto reductase. The transcript has 3 exons. The record is from RefSeq and is a predicted model, not a curated record. NCBI's taxonomy places the organism in Eukaryota, Fungi, Ascomycota, Eurotiomycetes, Eurotiales, Aspergillaceae. The annotation marks the transcript as partial. Gene Ontology annotation, molecular function: oxidoreductase activity, acting on NAD(P)H as acceptor.